Messenger RNA from Phaeodactylum tricornutum CCAP 1055/1, 899 nucleotides. RefSeq lists its product with no specific name. Gene Ontology annotation, molecular function: folic acid binding; transferase activity. The transcript is spliced from 2 exons. The record is from RefSeq and is a predicted model, not a curated record. NCBI's taxonomy places the organism in Eukaryota, Bacillariophyta, Bacillariophyceae, Surirellales, Neidiaceae. The coding region runs from base 15 to 899 and encodes 294 amino acids.
GGGGAGUAGUAUCUAUGAUUGCCGUACAAAAGGCGGCAGCUUCGGCGAAUGCUUCCCGCCUUGUUUCUCCCACCGCACAAGUCGCCUGCAACGUCUACGUUUCCGUCGGAGGCAUGCCCAGUCACGCCCCUCUCCUUUUGGAUCUACUGCGCCAAACUCAGGAGCACUGUGCACACUUAGUCGCGAUCAGCGCGGACUCCGGCCCUCCGUCAACCAGGUCGGCGGCAGUGGUGCACGCGUACGCAGAUCCAGUCUACAAUCGAUCGUCAUUUCAUUUGGCGGGAACGGCACCGCACGUGGCAUCCCUAGCGUCGAAACUCGCCGCAGACGCCAUCCAAAGCAUACGGCAAGCGUCCGAUGGUUUAUCUUCUUCUAGCGAUGUCCACACGGAAUCUGUAUCUCACCCGAACGUAGGUCUGGUUGAUCACGUUGCCGUCAUGCCAAUCACCGGUCGCGACGAAACUUCAAAGCAUGCUGCAACAACAGCAACGAGUACGACGCCGAGCGGUUUGGCAGCGCGAAUGAUUGGCGAUCGGCUGUCUGCACUGAAUGUUCAAGUGUUUUACUACGGAACGGCGCAUCCACAGGCAAUUCCGUUAGCCAUUGUCCGGAAAGAACAAACCUCUUUCUUUCACUCGGGUGGCUUAUCGCUGGACCAUGGAAAAGGGGGCAAACGUUGUAGUCAUCCGGUGGUGGAGGUAGCGAUGGUCGGCGCCCCACCUGAGUUUGUGGAAAAUUACAAUAUUCGGUUGACCAGGCAUUGUACAUUGGCGAUGGCACGGUCAUUGACGCGACGGGUACGGGAGCGUGACGGAGGCCUGGCGGGGGUCGAGGCCCUUACUUUACCCUACUCCGAGGGCCGGUGGGAGCGUCCGCAAACGAUAUUCAAACAGUUGUAG